Molecule: messenger RNA, 411 nt
Organism: Cynocephalus volans (Philippine flying lemur)
Lineage: Eukaryota; Metazoa; Chordata; Mammalia; Dermoptera; Cynocephalidae
Product: ubiquinol-cytochrome c reductase complex assembly factor 5
Exons: 2
Coding region: 156-398 (80 amino acids)
Source: RefSeq, a predicted model, not a curated record
CCCCAAGCUCUGCACCCGCCUAGCUGUGGCGCAGGGUUGCGGUAGCUACUUGGACAGGUUGCUGAACUCGAGGACGGGUGGGCAGUCUCGACUACAUCCGGGCGCUCCAGUCACGCCUAGUUCCGCGGUGCCCCUUUCCACGACCUCGGCCGAGCAUGUUCUCCAGGGCCCAGGUGAGGCGGGUUCUGCAGCGGGUGCCCGGGAAGCAGCGACUCGGCAUCUACAGGUUCCUGCCCUUCUUUUUUGUCCUGGGAGGAACAAUGGAGUGGAUCAUGAUUAAAGUGCGCGUGGGCCAGGAAACUUUCUAUGAUGUCUACCGUAGAAAAGCCUCAGAAAGACAAUAUCAGAGAAGGCUGGAAGAUGCAUCAGAGACUGAACUUCAGCAGACAAUAAAGUGAAUAUGAAUUUUCA